Messenger RNA from Cyprinodon variegatus (sheepshead minnow), 2653 nucleotides. RefSeq names its product choline transporter-like protein 1. Gene Ontology annotation, biological process: transmembrane transport. Gene Ontology annotation, cellular component: membrane. The record is from RefSeq and is a predicted model, not a curated record. Gene Ontology annotation, molecular function: transmembrane transporter activity. The coding region runs from base 221 to 2167 and encodes 648 amino acids. The transcript has 16 exons. NCBI's taxonomy places the organism in Eukaryota, Metazoa, Chordata, Actinopteri, Cyprinodontiformes, Cyprinodontidae.
GAUCUUCCUCGGCAGUAGGGAGGUGUAUCAUUUGUCUUCCGUGUUUACCUGAAGCCGUUGGAGUUUCUUAAAGACGGUUUCUAAAUCUACAAACUAGCAAAUAAUGUUAACUCCCGGGUGACCCAUAAACAGAGAAGAAAACCAAGACUCAAAAAGUUUUUAUAAGUAUACUUUAAAAGUAAAAUUUUACUCCUCCCCCCCCCCCACCGAACUCUCAGCAAUGGGAUGUUGUAGCAGCGCAGAGGGGAAACGGGACUGGAAGCCGCUGAAGGAUCGCAGCUGCACGGAUAUACCAUGGCUUCUCAUAUUCAUACUGUUUUGUGUUGGCAUGGCCUUUAUUUGUGGCUUUGCCAUUGCCACAGGAGGUGCCUCCCGUCUCGUUUCUGGAUAUGAUAGUUAUGGCAACACCUGUGGCCGGAAUAACACCCACAAGAAGAUUGAGGGAGUACCUCUUAGUGGGGCCGACAUGACCACGAAAAAAUAUGUUUUCUUUCUAGAUCCUUGCAACUUUGACCUGAUCAACAGAAAAAUAAAGUCCAUUGCCUUGUGUGUCUCCAAAUGUCCUGAAACAAAACUAGAAACAUACAGAGACUUAAAAAAUUUUGCCAUCAAUAAUGGCUCUGAACUCUGCUCGUAUGAUAUUCCUCCGGCAAAAUAUGACUGGAGUGCAGAAAGAACAACUAAAUGUCCAAAACUUCCUGUUCCACCAAGUAAAGCUGCUCCAAUCUUCCAUCGCUGUAUCCCAGUGGACAUUUCCUGCUAUGCUGAAUUUGCCCAGGCCUUCAUCACAUUUGUCAAUGACAACACCGUGCUGCGACGAGUCGUUGCCGGGGUGAUGACCAGCAAGGAGAUCAUCAUGGGUCUUUGUGUUCUGGCUCUGGUCCUGUCCCUGAUCAUGAUGGUUGUUAUUCGUUACAUCUCCAAACUGCUGGUUUGGAUUCUCACAGUUCUGGUAAUCAUCGGCUCUGUAGGUGGGACAGCUAUCCUCUGGUGGCUUUAUGCAGACCACAGAUUUGCUCUCAGUCAAAACAGCACAGAUGUAUUUGGGAAAGACGUGGCUAUGGACAAUGAGAAGGCCUUGCUUGUGUAUGCCAUCGGGGCUACUAUUUUUACAGUGGUGCUUCUACUGGUGAUGUUUUUCAUGAGGAAGCGUGUGGCUCUCACCAUUUCCCUGUUCCAUGUGGCGGGGAAAGUGUUCAUUCACCUCCCCCUGCUGGUCGUGCAGCCCUUCUGGACUUUCCUUAGCCUCAUGUUCUUUUGGGUCUACUGGAUAGCUGUGCUUCUCUUCCUCGGGACGUCAGGAUCCCCCGUAAAGAACAACUCCACUGGUGUGGUGGAGUAUGAAAUGCAGGGGCCUCUCCAGUACAUGGUGUGGUAUCAUCUUGUCGGGCUCAUCUGGAUCAGUGAGUUCAUCCUUGCUUUCCAGCAGAUGACCAUUGCUGGAGCUGUGGUCACCUAUUAUUUCACAAGGGACAAGUCCCAGAUACCAGCUCUUCCAGUAGUUUCCUCUAUGAUGCGGACCACCCGCUACCACCUGGGCACUCUGGCGAAGGGAUCCUUCAUCAUCACGCUUGUUAAGAUCCCUCGUCUCAUCCUAACUUAUAUCCACAGCCAGCUCAAAGGAAAGGAAAAUGCCUGCGCUCGUUGCAUGUUGAAAGCCUGCGUCUGUUGCCUGUGGUGUCUGGAGAGAUGCUUGGCAUUUCUUAAUCAAAACGCCUACACUGCGACGGCCAUCAACAGCACAAACUUCUGCACUUCAGCUCGUGAGGCUUUGGUCAUUUUGGUGGAGAAUGCGCUCCGAGUGGCGGCCAUUAACACAGUGGGCGACUUUGUCCUGUUUCUGGGAAAGGUUUUGAUCGUCUCAUUUACAGCUUUUGCGGGCAUCUUGGCUCUGAAUUACCAGCGGGACUACACUGUCUGGGUGUUACCUCUCCUGAUCGCCUGUCUUUUUGCCUUCCUCGUGGCCCACUGCUUCCUCUCUGUGUUUGAGAACGUCGUCGACGUCCUCUUCCUCUGCUUCGCUGUGGACGUGAAGUACAAUGACGGCAGCCCUGGACGAGAGUUCUACAUGGACAAGGCCUUGAUGGAGUUUGUUGAAAAUAGUAAACAAAUGGCUAAGCGCACGUCAGAGGAGGGAGAUGGACGGGAAAUGAAGCCCAUGAAAUGAGGGCAAACUUCAGCUUGACCAGGAGUUUAACCCCCAUGCCUUCUAAAAAAUACUGAAAAGAAUUCCUGAAAUGCAAACACUAUAAAAGUUCUUAACAAACCCUGGAUUAUCAGUAACCAGCAUCAAAUAUGAACUUAUUGGCAACAGUUUACAACGCAACAGCAGCUCUGAAGAGUUGCAUCUGGUAGCUUUUACUGUAUUUUACAAUUGUAAAAAGCAGAUUUUUUUUUAUUUUUAGUUAAAAGCUAACAGAAAAGGAGCAAUGCUCUGUGGCUUUAAGUUUGCAGUUGUUUAACGGCUAUUGGUUUGUUUUUACUUUUAUGCCUAAAAUUAUCUUUUACUGCAUCUGUUUAAACAUGAAAUUAUGUAGUUUAGCUCAUUUGUAUGUUCUGCUUUUUUAUAUAUAUAUUCAGGUCAACAGAUGUUUGUUGAUUCUGGUGCCUAAUAAUGCACUGAAUUCCUAUGGGUUUGUUUUUUAAUGAGUUC